Aureobasidium namibiae CBS 147.97 is the source of this 1110-nucleotide messenger RNA. RefSeq names its product peptidyl-prolyl cis-trans isomerase 1. Gene Ontology annotation, cellular component: intracellular membrane-bounded organelle. Gene Ontology annotation, molecular function: peptidyl-prolyl cis-trans isomerase activity; protein binding. Bases 1 to 1110 code for a protein of 369 amino acids. The transcript is spliced from 3 exons. Lineage: Eukaryota; Fungi; Ascomycota; Dothideomycetes; Dothideales; Saccotheciaceae. Gene Ontology annotation, biological process: protein peptidyl-prolyl isomerization; protein folding. The record is from RefSeq and is a predicted model, not a curated record.
AUGGCCGAGACCAAGCGCAGCCGUGUCUUCUUCGACAUCAACAUUGGCAAGACCAAUGCUGGCCGUGUCACUUUCGAGUUGUACAACGAUGUUGUUCCCAAGACUGCCGAUAACUUCCGCGCAUUGUGCACCGGCGAGAAGGGCGAGGGAAAGAACGGCAAGCCCCUCCACUACAAGGGCUCUGGUUUCCACCGUGUCAUCAAGUCUUUCAUGAUCCAGGGUGGUGACUUCACUGCUGGCAACGGAACUGGUGGUGAGAGUAUCUACGGAGAGAAGUUCGAGGAUGAGAACUUUGAACUCAAGCACGAGAAGCCCUUCCUGUUGAGCAUGGCCAAUGCUGGUCCUGGCACCAACGGCUCCCAAUUCUUCGUCACCACCGUUCCCACUCCCCACCUUGACGGAAAGCACGUUGUCUUCGGAGAGGUCCUCGGCGGCAAGAGCAUCAUUCGCACUAUCGAGAACACACCCUGCGGCCCCAACGACAAGCCCAACAAGGAAUGCGUAAUCGUCGACUGCGGUGAGCUCACUGGAGAGGACUACAACAAGGCCGCCGAGAAAGUUCCCGACAGCACUGGAGACCCCUACGAAGACUUCCCCGAAGACCAGGGCGAGGACAUCCCUGGACUCGAGAUUGUCAAGAUUGCCAACGACCUGAAGACCAGGGGAACCGAUGCUUUCAAGAGGGGAGACAUUGCUCUCGGUCUCGCCAAGUACCAGAAGGGACUGAGAUACCUGCACGAAUACCCCGAGGCUCUCGAGAACGACCCACCAGAGCUUGGCCCUGCUUUGGCUUCGCUCAGAAUCGCUCUUCACUCCAACAGCGCUCUCUUGCAACUCAAGCUCAACGACUACGCCGACGCCGAGAAGUCUGCCACCAACGCUAUCGCAGUCUCCUCAAUCAAGGCACCGGAAAAGGGCAAGGCUCUGUACCGCCGCGCUCUGGCAAGAGAGGGUCUCAAGAAUGAGGAGGACGCAGUUGCAGACUUGGAAGAGGCCCUCAAGGUUGUGCCUGAUGAUGCAGCAGUCAAGAACGAACUGGCCGCCGUCAAGAAGGCUGCUACCGACAGAGCAAAGAAGGAGAAGGCUGCCUACAGCAAGUUCUUCUCUUAG